This is a messenger RNA of Syzygium oleosum, 537 nucleotides long. RefSeq lists its product as uncharacterized. The record is from RefSeq and is a predicted model, not a curated record. The transcript has 2 exons. NCBI's taxonomy places the organism in Eukaryota, Viridiplantae, Streptophyta, Magnoliopsida, Myrtales, Myrtaceae. Bases 1 to 537 code for a protein of 178 amino acids. Gene Ontology annotation, molecular function: calcium ion binding; zinc ion binding.
AUGGAAGAGCUGCAGCACACCGCGAAGGCCUACUACGACGCGGCUGCAGAGAACGCGAAGCAAGUAGCGCGGGACUUCGUCGCCGAGAUGGACCACGACCGGGACGGCGUCGUGUGCCUCCCGGAGUUUCUACGCUUUGCGAAGGUGAAGGGCUACGUGAGGAUGAGCAACCCUCACUUCUUCCGGCAGCUGAACACGAGCUGCACCGGGAAGCUCAGCUUCGACGAGGCCAUCACGUUCUUCUACAUCGUCACGAGCGCCAGGCCCCUGUGCGACGGGUGCGGGCACCUCGUGUUGGGGAUAUUCUUCACGUGCGUGAAGUGCUUCGACGACGCCGACGAAUCGGGGACGUUCAAUCUCUGUACCGGUUGCUUCUCCCGCAGCAAGUACGUGCACUCGCAUGAACACUUCUUGGACAACGUCGUGUUGCUCCACGCCAAGAGGAGAGAACUGAAACAAGAAAGAAACAAGGGCUUUUGCUUGGCUGCCAUUGAGGUCGCCUGUCGGUUGGCCACCAGAUUCUGCACCAUAAUGUGA